AUGUGGAGAAGAGCAAUAAACCCACGAUCCACCGUCUUCAAACUCAUAGCCACUGGAACAGGGCUUUUUACGCUCUCAACUGCGUAUUGUUACGUAUUCCAUGUGCGCACAUCAUACAAACGAGAUCCAUUAUAUUAUAAACCGGUAAGAAAGGCCCUUUGGGAUGAGAGUAAUAAAGGACAAUUCAACCAUUCUGAUGCUUUGACUCAGUAUGUCGAGACACUGAGAGGUUUGAAAGGAAGGGACCCGCUGGGGGAACCGUACACUAGGAUUGAAUUGAAGAUUGCCGAGAUGUUGGAGAAUAUGGGGAAAUAUGAUGAAGCUCAUUCUAUCUAUUUGGAAAUGCUUUAUAGGUUCUUUGAUGCGUUGGUUACACCUGGGGUGAUCCCUGAUUUGAAGAGACCAGAGUUCAUUAGGAAGGAUUUGCGAUUGUUAAUUAAGUCCCUGGAGAUUAAUACAGAUAUUGAAUUGGGGAAGAAGAAUUUAUUGGCCCAUUUGCUUUUGGUGCAAGAGGAAGUCAUGGGCAGAUCCCCUGAGUUGAAGAAAUUUUUCGAUGAAAGGAAAAGAAAGGCUACUAGUAAUGGUUUGGGCAAGAAUCACAGUGAUUUAAGUGGAAGUAAUUUGCAAGACAUCUUGAAUUUGAAAUUCUUUAAGACUGUGGUUAACGAUGAAAAUAUUAAAUUCGAUGAAAAUGGAUAUAUGGUACUUGAUAUGGAAAAGAAUUCUACAGCAUGGGAACCCUUUAAAGAGGAGUUUUUUACCGCAAGAGAUUUAUAUACCGCCUUCUGUGUAUCCUCUCACGAUGUGGGUACUGCAUUAAGUUGUAAGAUGACGACUUUGGAGUGGAUGGUAAUGGCAGAUAUGCCACCUGGCCAAAUUCUUCUAUCGCAGGCGAAUGUUGGAUCGCUAUUAUAUCUUCAAGCAGAAAAAUAUGAAGCAGAAAUUGAAAAAUUGAAAUCUUCAUCUUCCAUUGACGACACUACGAAAAUAACAGACGAUACCAUGAUAAAGAAGUUGAGAAGUCUGAAUAAAAAUCGUGAUUCCUGCCUGCAGAUGGCAAAUGAAUGUUAUGACAAUAUAAUAGAUUUUUCCAAGAAAAACAGAAAUUUAAGAUAUCACAUCAAAGAUCAAUUGGAUCCAGCCGUGUCACAAUCAAUUGCUCUAUCCACUUAUGGUAAGGGGAUCUUGAAUUUGCAUAGAGGCUCAUUAACUAAGGCUGAAAGAUUGCUAAAGGAUUCUAUUUCGAUGGCAAAAGAAACAGACUUUACAGAAUUGUUAACAGAAGCUGAAAAUGAAUUAAAAAGAGCUCUUCUUAUUAAGGAACAAAUAAUUACAAAGUCUAACAACAACCUCCCCCUGUAG
This is a messenger RNA of Naumovozyma castellii, 1362 nucleotides long. RefSeq names its product Mgr3p (gene MGR3). The record is from RefSeq and is a predicted model, not a curated record. Bases 1 to 1362 code for a protein of 453 amino acids. The transcript has a single exon. Lineage: Eukaryota; Fungi; Ascomycota; Saccharomycetes; Saccharomycetales; Saccharomycetaceae.